This is a messenger RNA of Elaeis guineensis (African oil palm), 2302 nucleotides long. RefSeq names its product CRS2-associated factor 2, chloroplastic. Gene Ontology annotation, molecular function: RNA binding. The record is from RefSeq and is a predicted model, not a curated record. Gene Ontology annotation, biological process: Group II intron splicing. Lineage: Eukaryota; Viridiplantae; Streptophyta; Magnoliopsida; Arecales; Arecaceae.
UCGCUUCCCUCCCGCCAUCUUAUCCGCCAUAGUGGCCAAACUCUCAACCUAAACCUCUCAAACCCUAGCCCUAGAGAUCAUCCAUGCCGCUCCUCGCCGCUGCCGCCCUUCCGGCCGGCGGCACAAACCUCUUCGCCUCCCCUCCCCCCAAUCCCCGCCUCAACGAGCCCCUCCCCCCCAACCGCCCUCCCCCUCUCCCCGUCCCUAAGCGAUCCAAACCCCCUUCCAAAACGCCCCCGCCCGGCCCUUCCCGGAAUGCCCCUCCUCCUCCUCCUAACCCCGCGCUCCGCGCCACCCACAACCGCUCCCGCUACUACAAGCCCGUCUCCGAUGGCGUCCUCGCCGCCGAAGCCGACGGCCGCACCGUCGUCGUCGGCCCUUCCGGUGUCUCCUACCUCCUCCCUGGCGCCCCCUUUGAGUUCCAGUUCAGUUACUCCGAGACCCCCAAGGUCAAGCCCCUUGCCAUCCGGGAGCCCGCCUUCCUCCCCUUCGCCCCGCCCACCAUGCCCCGCCCCUGGACCGGCAAGGCGCCGCUCUUGUCCAAGAAAGACAAGGAGAGGAAGAAGAAGAAGAUCCGGUUGUUCGAACCGCUGGGACAACCGGAGAAAGUGGAGGAGGAGGAGGGAGCGAAGGUCAUGGAGAUGGCCCGGAGGGCGGUGCAAUUGCGGCGCUACCCCAACGACGGGAGGACCCGGGAGGAGAUAUUGGGGGAGCCGCUGACGAGGGUGGAGAUAAGGGCGCUUAUCAAGCCCUCUGUCUCCUCCAACCGUCAGGUGAAUCUCGGAAGGGAUGGGUUGACUCAUAACAUGUUGGAAUCAAUACACUCACAUUGGAGGCGCCAGGAGAUUUGUAAGGUUCGGUGCAGAGGUGUUCCUACUGUUGAUAUGGACAAUAUCUGCCAUCAUCUUGAGGAAAAGACUUAUGGAAAGAUUAUACAUCGAGUUGGUGGUGUUGUUUAUCUUUUUCGUGGCAGAAAUUAUGACCCUCGUACACGCCCACGAUAUCCUAUAAUGCUCUGGAAACCAGCUGCUCCUGUUUACCCAAAGCUUAUUCAGGAUGCUCCAGAAGGACUUACAAAAAUAGAAGCAGAUGAAUUGAGAAAGAAAGGGCAAAACCUACUGCCAAUCUGUAAAUUAGCAAAAAAUGGAAUAUAUAUUAAUCUUGUUAAAGAUGUGAGGGAUGCUUUUGAAGGAAGUGAGCUGGUAAAAGUUAACUGCCAAGGGAUGCAUGCAAGCGAUUACAAAAAAUUAGGUGCAAAGCUGAAGGAACUUGUUCCUUGUGUUCUGUUGUCUUUUGACAAUGAGCAGAUACUGAUGUGGAGAGGUAGAGAUUGGAAGUCAAGGUAUAGGGCACCUAUCUCUUCUGUUUCAAAGCUUAGCCAGACUGACAGUGGUGUUUCAUCUGGUUUGGACAAUUCAGGCCGGUCAAAUGAUGUCAGUGACAAUUGCACCACCAAAAAACAGCUCUCCAGCCCAAAAAUGCUUUCCCUUUGGAAGCGUGCGAUAGAUUCAAGCAAAGCACUCUUGCUGGAUGAGACUGAACUCAGCCCAGAUUCUCUUCUUCAAAGGGUUGAGGAGUUUGAAGGGAUGUCACAGGCAACCGAGCAUUCAUAUCCUGCCUUAAUCCUUCCGAGUGAAAAUGAGCCUGAUGUUUCAAUAGCCACACAUAAUGCUAGAUUUAAAACCGAGGCUGAGAGUGUUCACAACAACGAUGAUGAUGAGUUUAUAGAAAGAGAUCCUUAUGAUGAAGAUUAUGAAGAUUUUGAGAAUGAUUCAAUGGAUUCAUUUGAGGAGGUUGAGUCCUCAGUUCCCUUUGGUUCUUUACCUGUUGAUUCUCUAGCAGAACGACUCAGUUUGGAAUGAAUACAUGCCUCUGCUGGAGACCUUGGUGUUUUCAGCGUUAAAUCCUUCCAAGGAAAGCCCCCUUUUGUUACCAGUUGAGACAAGGUUUUGCUAACAAAAUUGCCCAUGAUGGAUUUGUGGAUUCUAGCGAUACAUCUCUUUGUUUGUGUGUGUGUGUGUUUUGAGAAGAGGGGGGGCCGCCGUCGAUUCUGGCAGGACACCUCCUCAAUGUGCUCUGUUGUGGCAGGUCCAGUAAGCAUACAGGGUAGAUAAAAACAAGCCAAAGCUGUGAUGCUGGAAAGAUAAAAGUGUAAAAGUAUGAUUUGUAACAUCAUGAAAGGUUUUUGGUCUUUUAUUGCUUUUGUAAAUUAAUACUUUAUUGUCCAUAUAAAGGAUCCAAUAAGCAUGUAUUGAUAUGUAAAUUUUGAUUGAGAUUAUAGUAAUCAGGAUUGUUUGAAGGA